Messenger RNA from Bicyclus anynana (squinting bush brown), 976 nucleotides. RefSeq lists its product as uncharacterized. The record is from RefSeq and is a predicted model, not a curated record. NCBI's taxonomy places the organism in Eukaryota, Metazoa, Arthropoda, Insecta, Lepidoptera, Nymphalidae. Bases 155 to 928 code for a protein of 257 amino acids. The transcript has 5 exons.
CGGCAGUCUAUUAUUGCGAAACAAUGUCCCGGGAGAUAACUGUACAAGGAAAUUUGGAUACACAAUAAGUUGUUCAUAUAAAUAGUGCAAUGGAUUGGGAUAGUGUAUCAGUCCUGCAAAGAAGAUAGCCAAGUGAAGAACAGGAGAAACCAAGAUGAUUAAAAUCAUAUCUAUCUUCAUUGUAAUCGCUUCGGCAUUGGCCGCUGAAAUACCAUCACAUGCAACUUUAGACAAGCAAGACGACUUAAAGCCCGACGUACCCGAGGCUAUAGAAACACAUGCGGUAUACAAGAAACCAUUGAAACCAGAAUUGGAACAUCACCCAGUAUACAGAGCGGAGGAGCGUAAGAACCAGGGCCGUGCCAGAAUUGAACCAGUGAGAGCCCAUGGUCCUGUUGUUAAGCAUGAUAUGCUAGCAGAUGAACCCGUAUCUUCUGAUGUUAAUAAGGCUGAUAAUUAUGGAUUCUCCAACCCAGUAGAAGUAGCUUACCCUGAUAUUCCGUACGCUCCUGAAUACGGCUAUGGGAAUGGAUUUACUGGACCAAAUGGUUAUGACUUGUACAACCCCAGUGAAUAUUAUAUGGAGCCGGAUACAUCGGCCACCGGAUUACUUUGGAGUCAAGUUCCCGAUUCAAGGACCCUAGUGAGCCUCGCGGGAAGGAUUAUCCAUUUCAUCUUCAGCAGUAUCUUCGUCAUUAUGUUGGGCUCUCUCCUCACUGUAGGAGUCUGCAGUUACACAAAUCUGUGCAGUAUCACUUUCAACGGCGUCGGUCCCAUUCACGAGGAGAUGAGAUCCUUGAUCACACCAGAACGAUUGGAUAGGAUAGGCAAAGCCGCAGACUUUGUGAAGACUGCCAUCAACAGAUACCAAAAGAUACAGAACAUUGCUGAACCGGGUACAAGAAAACGUCGUUCUCCUUUGUUUUGAUUACGAUAUAUUUUUUUUUUAAUUAAAUGAAUAGUAGAUAUUUUUAAA